UUUAUACAGAGCAUGAACGUUUCCAUAUCGGUUCAAUAAAAACCCUACUAAAACCCUCUCGGCUUUUCGCCUUUACAUUCAUACCUCACCGUUCCCCUAGGAACACAAAGAAACUUCUCUCUGUCUGUGUGUGAUUGAAGGUGAAGAAAAUGCCGCUAGGGGAAAGGAAUUGGGAUAAGAGCGACUCUCGGUACUGCGGGGUGGAGACGGAGUUCCAUGAUGACAUGCCUCAGCUUUUGGCUUACAACAUUUCUUCUGGUGGCUUCGAUUUCGUCGUGGCUCCUCUGAUGGAUCCUUCUUAUCGGCCAAGCUUAAUGGGAAAAGACUGUGGUGGACCUGGUGUUCUGCCAUUUGCUGGGUCAGACUUGGUUUUGAGCCCUUCCCAAUGGAGUAGCCAUGUUGUUGGAAAAGUUAGCCCAUGGAUUGAUUUGGACUCGGAGGACGAGAUUCUCCGAAUCGAUUCUGAAACCACUCUGAAGCAAGAAAUAGCUUGGGCUUCUCAUCUCUCCCUUCAGGCAUGCCUUCUUCCUGCUCCCAAGGGGACAUCCUGUGCUAAUUAUGCUAGGUGUGUAAAUCAAAUAUUACUUGGCCUGAACAAUAUGAAGUUGUGGCUAAGGAUUCCUUUGUUGAAGACUGAUGAUGACUCAACGGAUGUCAACUCAAUUCAUCCGGUUGAUUCGUGGGAGUUGUGGAAUUCAUUUCGUAUGCUUUGUGAACAUCACAGUCAGUUAUCAAUUGCCCUUGACAUCUUGAGUUCAAUACCUUCGGCAAACUCACUUGGACGCUGGUUUGGAGAGUCUGUUAGAGCAGCGAUUAUGGAUACUGAUUCUUUUCUAACGAAUGCACGUGGCUAUCCUUGUUUAUCAAAGCGCCAUCAGAAGCUAGUUGCAGGGUUUUUCAACCAUUCUGUACAGAUAGUUGUUUCAGGAAAACCCAUACACGGUCUUCCAAGUGGUGGUACAGAUUUAGCUGCUGAUCAUAAUGAUAGAAAUUUUGAUGCUGUACAGAGACAUCCACUGAGGCCAUACUUGGACUACAUUGGUUAUCUUUAUCAAAAAAUGGAUCCACUUCCUGAGCAAGAAAGAUUUGAGCUUGGUUACAGGGACUUUUUACAGUCACCCUUGCAACCUCUCAUGGAUAACCUUGAGGCUCAAACCUACGAGACAUUUGAGAAAGAUGCAGUGAAAUACAUUCAGUACCAAAGGGCAAUUUGCAAAGCUUUGCAAGAUAGAGUUCCUGAAGAAAAAGCAUCAACGUUAACCAUCGUAUUGAUGGUUGUAGGAGCAGGGCGAGGACCUCUUGUCAGGGCAUCAUUGCAGGCUGCUGAAGAAACUGGCCGCAAGCUUAAAAUUUACGCUGUGGAGAAAAAUCCAAAUGCAAUUGUUACACUACAUAGCUUAGUCAAACUAGAGGGCUGGGAAGACACUGUUACCAUAAUUUCUAGCGAUAUGCGUCACUGGGAUGCCUCCGAGAAAGCUGACAUUUUGGUUAGUGAACUCCUAGGUUCUUUUGGAGACAAUGAGCUUUCUCCUGAGUGCCUUGAUGGAGCCCAGAGGUUUUUAAAGGACGAUGGGAUUUCAAUACCAUCUUCGUACACAAGUUUCAUUCAACCAGUGACAGCUUCAAAGCUGUACAAUGAUGUUAAGUCACAUAAAGAUCUUGUGCACUUUGAAACUGCUUAUGUUGUCAAACUGCACAAUGUAGCUAGGCUUGCGGCUUCUCAACCUGUCUUUACAUUUACUCAUCCAAACAAAUCAUCUAAGGGGAGCAAUCAGCGUCACAAGAAGCUUCGCUUUGAGAUACCCAGUGAUACUGGAUCUGUCAUGGUGCAUGGAUUUGCUGGCUAUUUUGAUGCAACAUUAUAUAAAGAUGUACAUCUCGGCAUUGAACCAUCAACAGCAACACCAAACAUGUUUAGCUGGUUUGCUAUAUUUUUCCCGCUGAGGACACCGGUAAUUGUGCAUUCUGGUUCAGCUCUAGAAGUACAUUUUUGGCGUUGUUGCGGUCCUACCAAGGUUUGGUAUGAAUGGUGUGUUACAUCUCCCUGCCCCUCGCCUAUUCACAACAGCAAUGGACGUUCAUACUGGGUCGGCCUAUAAAGAUUUAUAUGUUGAUAUUUGAACCAUGGCAUGUUCGAGAAGACGCCGUUCCGAGGUUCGCUAUAGGGAGGAGAUCAUAUUGUCAUAUGUGAAAGAUAUAUGCAUUGUCGUGUGGUUACUGUGCCUCGGACCUUGUUGAUGUAACAAUUCUCUGGAGGUCGCCCCAUUUAGGGGUGCUUUUGAUUUUGUAUCCAUAAUCUCAAUCAUUGGUAACGUAAAAUACGUAAGCCACCAUGUUGUACUA
This is a messenger RNA of Juglans microcarpa x Juglans regia, 2343 nucleotides long. RefSeq names its product protein arginine N-methyltransferase 1.5. The transcript is spliced from 23 exons. Bases 150 to 2099 code for a protein of 649 amino acids. NCBI's taxonomy places the organism in Eukaryota, Viridiplantae, Streptophyta, Magnoliopsida, Fagales, Juglandaceae. Gene Ontology annotation, biological process: regulation of DNA-templated transcription; peptidyl-arginine N-methylation. Gene Ontology annotation, cellular component: cytosol; nucleus. The record is from RefSeq and is a predicted model, not a curated record.